Penaeus chinensis is the source of this 1218-nucleotide messenger RNA. RefSeq lists its product as uncharacterized. NCBI's taxonomy places the organism in Eukaryota, Metazoa, Arthropoda, Malacostraca, Decapoda, Penaeidae. Bases 1 to 1218 code for a protein of 405 amino acids. The transcript has a single exon. The record is from RefSeq and is a predicted model, not a curated record.
AUGCUAACUGUCGAUGCCGAAUGCAAUGUGAAGUUCUCAAUAGAUAAAGAUAUUUCAUGUGUUCAUCGUGUUUGCUGUGUCUCAAAGGUUUCUUUUCCUGCCCCAGUGCUAAUUGGUAUGGACCUUUUAAGAAGAUUUAAUUUUAAGUUUGUUCAUAAUCUGUCACCUCACAAAUCCUAUUUGAUGUUACAAGGGCGUAAAUUAUUCGUUACCUACACUGACGCACAAUCUUUGUGUAUCACGGCCAUUAGUAAUCCUGCCACGAGUAGCAUGUCAUACGGUGACUCUAAUAAAGUGCACGCCCUGCGUACUGUUUUGUGCCCUCCUCAUACAGGGAGAUUUGUUGAGGGUCGAGUGCCGAGGAGCUUUUCGGGGUCGACUGCAUUUUUGACGGGCGUAAGUGAUUCCGUGUUAGUACCGAAAUCAUUAGUGUCUGUAAAUAACCGAUGUGUGUUCGUAUGGGUUGUCAAUACGGACUCGAGACCUAAGAUGAUAAAAAAUGGGACAUGUUUGGCAGAGGUCAGUGAAGCAGACGCGGUUGUUGCCGCGGGAGAUGGUGAGGACGGAUCCCGUCAGGGGAGCGAUUCGGUCGAGGAUUCCGCAAGUGAUCGUAAUGAGGCUUUAGAGGAAGGUGAUGAACUCAAUGAAUUCAAUGAUGAUUUUGAUGAAUAUCAUGGGACGCUGGAUUUUGGUUACGAGGACUCCGAAUUCACCAUCUUUCCCGACAUCGAUCUCCGUCCUUCCGCCGACGCGACGGGUAAUGUGAGCGCGUGUGCCAGUGCCGCCAUGUUAGGUGUUAAUCUCAACCAUUUAGAUGAAUUGCAGCAACAUCAUCUUUGCAAGGUGAUCGCUAAAUUCCCUAAAUUAUUUUCGGAUGACCCCAUGCCAGGUCAUGUGCCGGGAGUUGAGCACCGUAUCGUAAUUAAUGACUCUAAACCCGUGUGUGUCCGUCAGUGGCGCUUACCCGAGAAGACGAAAGCUUUCAUUCGCAAUGAGUGCGAUAAGAUGAGAGAUGAGGGAGUAAUAGAGCCUUCGUCGUCACCAUGGUUAUCUCCGGUGGUCCUCGUUCGUAAGAAGAACGGUACCACGAGGUUUUGCAUUGACUUUCGAGGGUUAAAUGCGGUGACUGUCGCCGAUAGUUAUCCUAUGCCUCGUGUUGACGAACUCAUCGACGAACUGAUCUCGACGCUAAAAAUGCGUAUUGGUCGAUUUCUGUAG